GCGGGAGACGCCUUUGCCACCCAACCCAAGACUUUCUGGAAGGCCUCACCUGGUGGGACAGAGGUCGUUACUGCCAGCUCUUUGGAGUUCUGUGCAUAGGCCUGGGGCGGGUCUGUGUGCCAGGAACUCCGGCACCACCCAAAGGACAUAAAGAUUCCUGAGUGCCCCAUCGCCCAGUGCACAGAAAACCCGCAGGGCUGGUGUGGAGCGGGUGACGUGGUGAGGAGACAGCCCCACACUCUCACAGCUUCCUCCACGCGCGCUGUUCCCCAGGUGGCUGCCGGCGGCGGGUCUCGGGAUGACUUCGACCAACAGCUGUCGAUUUCUGCCGUUCCUCAAGAUAUCGCUCAUCAUCAUCCUGGCACUCAGCAUUGGCUUGUUUAUAUCCAGAGGCGUAGUCCUGCAAGGAGAGUUUUGGGGGCUCAAGCUGGAGCAGUCGCGUCCUACACCCGGGGACCUCACAGAGCUGAAGCUCUUACCAGAACAGAGCCUCCGCAACUUCUUCAGCUACGACGGCAUCUGGCUCUUCCCUAAAAAUCAGUGCAAGUGUGAAGGCACCAAGCAGCAAAGAAAUUAUGACCUUCAGGGUAGCUAUGACCAGCGGGACCUGCCAGCGGUGAACGCCAGGAGACAGGCUGAAUUUGCGCACUUCCAGAGGAGGGAAGGACUGCCCCGCCCACCGCCGGUGCUGGCUCAGCCCAACCUCCCCUUCGGGUACCCAGUGCACGGCGUGGAGGUGAUGCCCCUGCACACCAUUCUCAUCCCAGGUCUCCAGUUUGAAGGGCCCAACGCACCUGAUUACAAGAUCAACCUGAGUGCGUCCCUGGGGACCCUAAACACCCUCGCGAACAUCUCCAACAACAUAGUGCAGGGCAGAGGCCAGAAGCAGCUGAUCAUUUCGACCAGUGACCGAACUCUUUUGAACUUCAUCCUGCAACAUGUGACCUACACCAGCAUGGGGUACCAGCACCCCAAGGUGGACCUGGUGAGCCUGAAAUGGAAGUCUUCUGUGGCCGAGUUUCCAGUGAGCAUCCGCUACCCUGUUAUGCCCAGACUGUAUGACCCUGGGCCAGAGAGGAAUCUCAGAGACCUGGUGACCAUUGCCACCAAGACCUUCCUGCGCCCCAACAAGCUCAUGGUCCUGCUCCGGAGCAUUCGCGACUACUACCCGGACCUGACCGUGAUCGUGGCUGAUGACGGCCAGAAGCCGCUGGACGUGCAGGACAAGCAUGUGGAGUAUUACACCAUGCCCUUUGGGAAGGGUUGGUUCGCUGGCAGGAACCUGGCCAUAUCUCAGGUCACCACCAAGUAUGUCCUCUGGGUGGAUGACGACUUCCUCUUCAACAACAAGACCAAGAUCGAGGUGCUGGUGGACGUGCUGGAAAACACUGAGCUGGAUGUGGUGGGCGGCAGCGUGCUGGGGAAUGUGUUCCAGUUCAAGCUGUUCUGGGAACCGACGGAGCAGGGGGGCUGUCUUCACCGGAGGCCAGGGUUUUUCCAGCCCCUGGAGGGCUUCCCCGGUUGCGUGGUGACCAGCGGCGUGGUCAACUUCUUCCUGGCCCACACAGAGCGUCUCCGCAGAGUUGGCUUUGAUCCCCGCCUGAAGCGCGUGGCUCACUCAGAAUUCUUCGUGGACGGGUUGGGGAGCCUGCUUGUGGGCUCAUGCCCAGAGGUGAUAGUGGCUCACCAGUCCCGAACUCCAGUGGUGGACCCAGAGCUGGCUGUCCUGGAAAAGACCUACAACAAAUACCGGACUAACACCAAAGAGGAGGUCCGCUUCAAGCUGGCCCUCCAGUACUUCAAGAACCACUUGCAGUGCGCCAUGUAGAGGCACAGGGAAUACAUCAC
Molecule: messenger RNA, 1848 nt
Organism: Ochotona princeps (American pika)
Lineage: Eukaryota; Metazoa; Chordata; Mammalia; Lagomorpha; Ochotonidae
Gene: B4GALNT2
Product: beta-1,4-N-acetyl-galactosaminyltransferase 2
Exons: 11
Coding region: 299-1828 (509 amino acids)
Biological process (GO): UDP-N-acetylglucosamine metabolic process; UDP-N-acetylgalactosamine metabolic process
Cellular component (GO): Golgi membrane
Molecular function (GO): hexosyltransferase activity
Source: RefSeq, a predicted model, not a curated record